This is a messenger RNA of Hylaeus volcanicus, 3385 nucleotides long. RefSeq names its product cGMP-dependent protein kinase-like. Gene Ontology annotation, biological process: peptidyl-serine phosphorylation; signal transduction. The record is from RefSeq and is a predicted model, not a curated record. Gene Ontology annotation, cellular component: cAMP-dependent protein kinase complex. Gene Ontology annotation, molecular function: cGMP-dependent protein kinase activity; cAMP-dependent protein kinase activity; ATP binding. The coding region runs from base 553 to 3360 and encodes 935 amino acids. The transcript is spliced from 20 exons. NCBI's taxonomy places the organism in Eukaryota, Metazoa, Arthropoda, Insecta, Hymenoptera, Colletidae.
AACAGAAAUAUUACUACGUUUUUUGUUUACUAAAUGGAAUUUUUCUUAAGAGAAAAAAAAGUUUUGCAAAAUGUAUCAUACAAAUAAAUUGUUUUAGUCUAUUUUGAAAUGAAAAAAAAAAAAGAGUUCAAUUGUGAAUUUGUAAUUUUCUAUUUUAAUGGUCUAACCGGUCAUUCGCAAAAUUGACAAAUAGAAAGGUUGUUUCUCGUGUGGAACGUGAGAAAAAAAAAAGAAUUUCAAGCAUUUCAAAUGGAAAUCACUAAAGAUACAUAAUGAAAUCCACGGUAUUUGGUUUAAACACUUGAUGAACUAAAUAAAUGGUUUACUACGCUUCAUUGGCUAAGAAGUACCAUAAGAAGUAAGGGGUGCCAGUCAUGCAUGCCAUGACAAUUAGGAGGUUUUAAUAACACAGUUGUAGGACGGCUUUUGCUUCAGUUAAUAAAGUUGAUCAAGAAUAUUAUUUAUUAUAUGGCCCAUCAACGGUUCUUCAUAGAAUCGAUUGAAAAAUGAUUAAACUUGUUAUAUUAAUUUUGAACCAGUUAUAUACUUAUCAUGGGCAACUGCGUAAUUUCGCGUAACGAUAGAUUGUUAAGUGAGGUAAACCAUUUAAAAAUUUCAAGGGAGUGUGUCGUCUAUAAUAUUGCGCACGCGUUUAAAAGACUGUUAACAUUUAAAAUACAUAAAAAAUCCGAGUCAUAUGUCGAAGAUAAAACAUUAUCUAUUAUGAAAGCUACAGAUAAUGAUACGUCUUUUCCGCAAUCUGCCAUGUUUUCAGAGAGAAAGAUGGCUGAUAGGGAAAAGUUUGGUCGUAUUCGUCCAGACCAAUGUGACAGAGAGGUUGAAGAGGAUAUUAAUGAAAAAGAAAUGUUUAGACAAAAAACAGAAAGCGACCGACAACUUAUUAAAUUAGCUCUCAAAAACAAUUUUGUUUGUUCUUCGUUAAACGAAGAAGAAGUCAAUUGUCUUUGUGACGCUAUGCGUUUCUAUGUAUUCUAUAAGUCAGACUAUGUUUGUUAUCAAGGAAAUCUUGGAUCUCAUUUUUUUAUUGUACAUUCUGGAGAAUUUGAUGUUUUGAUUGAUAAUAUAUUAGUUAAUAAGAUGAAACAAGGUAAAGCGUUUGGGGAAUUGGCACUCAUUCAUAACACGCCUCGCUCUGCGUCCGUUCGAGCGGUAAUGGACGGAGCUUUAUGGGGAGUUGAGUUAUCCACAUUUCGUAACAUAUUGAAACACCUUUCAAGCAGAAAUUACGCGGAAAAUCGUCAGUUUUUAGAUUCAGUUAAAAUUUUUGAACUUCUUACUGAUUUUCAAAAAGUUAUGAUAACCAAUGCAUUGGUAGUACAAACAUUUAUAAAUAAUCAAGCUAUUGUAAAGGAAGGGGAAACGGGUGAUGUUCUGUAUAUUAUAAAGGAAGGUGAAGCUCAUGUCAUUAUUAAAGGAGUCACUAUACGAAAAUUAGGAAAGGGAGAUUAUUUUGGUGAACGAGCUUUAUUAUAUGAUCAGCCGCGUUCGGCUACCAUUGUGGCUACUAGAAAAACUGUGUGUGUAUCCAUUGGUCGUGAUCUUUUACAAAAAGUGCUAGGAAAUUUACAACAUGUUUUGUUCCGAAAUAUUAUGCUUAUAGCUCUUCAAAAUAGUCCCGUGUUUCGAAAAUUCACGGAACACCAACUCUCUUCAUUUAUUGAAGGAGCGGUUAUGAAGGAUUUCCCUGCUAAUUAUGUUAUUCGAAAUCGUAAAAUUAAUGCAAAGGGAAUUUGUUUUUUAAUAGUAUUAGAAGGGCAUAUAGUGGUAAAAAUGAACGAAAGGCUCGUAUGUUCACUGAUUCGAGGACAAAGUUUUGGAGAUAAUUAUAUUUUAAAUACGGAUCAAGCAUUUCCUUAUUCAGUGGAAACAUUAUCUCACUGCAAACUAGCUUUGCUUACAACAAGACUUUUCUCUUCUAUAUUGCGCUCAGAUAAUAUAGAAAAAGCUUUAGAUUAUAAUCAAAAAAAGUCUAUUGUAAAAAAAAUGUACAUUGCCCAGUUUCUAUCUGAAGAAAAAAUCGAUAUUCUAGUUCGUGCAUUUAAAACUGAAGUCUAUAAAAUGAAUGAAAUAAUUUUACGUGAAGGGCAUAUAGGAACACGUUUUUAUAUCAUUAAAUCGGGGGAAGUAAUUGUAUCUCAACAACACAAAAAAUUGAGAACUUGUGGGCGUCAUGAUUAUUUUGGGGAACGUGCUUUACUCUAUGAUGAACCACGCACUGCUUCAGUAGAAGCGUCUUCCGACGUUGUCGAAUUAUGGGUAGUUGAAAAAGCUACUUUUCUUCAGUUUAUGCAAGGGCCUAUGUUGCAUCAUUUAGAAGAGCGUAUUAGACUUCAGGAUACCAAAGUAACAUUUGAUGAGCUUGUUGUAGACCGCAUUAUUGGAAAAGGAACGUUUGGUACAGUAAAAUUGGUAACGCAUAAGAAAACAGGAGUUCGCUAUGCGCUCAAGUGUGUCAGCACACGCACUGUCAUUCAAUUAAAACAAAAAAAUCAUAUUCGAUUAGAGCGAGAAAUAUUAGCGGAAAAUGAUCAUCCUUUUAUCAUUAAAUUGGUUAAAACUUUUGGAGAUAGACGGUAUUUAUAUUUCCUAAUGGAGUUAAUAACGGGUGGUGAAUUGUAUGAUGCUAUUCGUCGUAUCGGUUUAUUAAAUCGUACACAAAGCCAGUUCUAUUUAGCUUCCAUAAUUUUAGCUGUUGAAUAUCUUCAUGAACGUAAUAUAGGAUAUCGUGAUUUGAAACCUGAAAAUAUUCUUUUAGAUUCUCAAGGAUAUAUAAAAUUAAUUGACUUUGGUUGUGCUACAAAAAUUACUGGUCGUUGUUAUACAUUUGUGGGAACACCUCAUUAUAUGGCACCCGAAGUUAUUUUAGGAAGAGGAUAUACAGCAUCCGCUGAUAUAUGGGCUUUUGGUGUAUGUUUAUAUGAAUUUCUCUGUGGUCCUCUUCCGUUUGGUAACGACGCUGAGGAUCAACUCACAAUUUUAAGAGAUAUUCUUACAGCUAAACUUGCUUUCCCUAGUUAUGUUACGGAUCAAGAUGCUAUAAAUUUAAUUAAACGGUUAUUAUGUCGUUCACCUGAAAUACGCAUAGGUUGCUCAGUCAAUGGAUAUAAAGAAAUAAAAGAACACCGAUUUUUUAAUAACUUUGAUUGGCAUAAAUUAUUAAUACGAGCAAUAACGCCUCCAUUAGUUCCAACAAAAGAAUUUUACACCGAGGAUAGUGAACCGGGUCGCCCUAGUAUAUCCUCUAUAGCCAAUAAACAUGAUACAGGUGAAAUAGAGGAUUACGAUUGGGAGAAAGAUUUUGAAUUGAUUGAGACAUCUGAACAUAAAGCAAUCCAUUAAUUUGUUUAUUAAGGUAUAAUAUAAU